GGCCGGGCCGGGGGCUGAGGACGGCCGGCAUGGCCUGACUGCCGGAGGCGCGGCGCAGCUGCGGGUCGGCAACAUGGGGAACCAGGAUGGGAAGCUGAAGAGGAGCGCAGGUGAUGGCUCGUACGAAGGCGGCGGUGGCGCCGAGGAUGCUGUUGGGCCCAGAGAUGUGGAAGCCACAAAGAAGGGAAGCGGGGGCAAGAAGGCGCUGGGCAAACAUGGCAAAGGGGGAGGGGGCGGCAGCGGGGAGCCCGGCAAGAAGAAGAGCAAGUCGGACUCCAGAGCCUCGGUGUUUUCCAACCUGCGAAUCAGGAAGAACCUGUCCAAGGCGAAAGGCGCCGGCGGCUCCCGCGAGGAUGUGCUGGACUCCCAGGCCCUGCAGACCGGGGAGCUGGACAGCGCUCACUCCCUGGCCACCAAAACCCCGGACCUCAGCCUCUCGGCUGAUGAAACGGGCCUGUCGGAUACCGAGUGCGCAGACCCUUUUGAGGUGACCCGUCCAGGUGGUCCUGGGCCGGCCGAGGCUGGGGUCGGGCUCCGGGCGGUCACUGAGGAUUUGGAAACUGCGGCAGGGGCGCAGGAUGGACAAAGGACCAGUUCGGGCUCGGACACGGACAUCUAUAGCUUUCACUCGGCUACCGAGCAAGAGGAUUUGCUCUCAGACAUCCAGCUGGCGAUUCGCCUGCAGCAACAGCAGCAGCAGCAGCUCCUCCAAGGCUCCGAGGAGCCUGCAGCGCCCCCCACCGCCGCCCCCCUUCAGCCCGGGGCCUUUCUGGGCCUGGACCGAUUCCUGCUGGGGCCGAGCGGCGAGGCUGGGGAGGCCCCGGGCAGUCCGGACACAGAGCAGGCUCUGUCCGCGCUCUCCGACCUGCCCGAGAGCCUGGCCGCGGAGCCCCGUGUGCCCGAGCACCCGCCGCCCCCCAGCGGCUGCCUCGACUCGGAGGCCCCCUCCCUCCCGGCGGCCCAGCAGGCGGCCGCGGACUCGCCCUCGUCCACUGCCUUCCCGUUUCCCGAGACCCGGCCGGGGGAGGGCGCGGCCGAAGCCCCGGUGCUGGGGGCCGGGGACACGGAUGAGGAAGGGGAGGAGGAUGCCUUUGAGGAUGCCCCCCGAGGCUCUCCGGGGGAGGACUGGGGCCAGGGGCCCGGGGAGGCCCCGCAGAGGCUGGGAGGAGAGCCCGAGGAGGAGGCGGCAGGGCCCGGAGCGCCCGCGGCUGCCUCCCUCCCGGGCAGCCCCUCGCCGAGCCCGCGCUGCUUCAAGCCCUACCCGCUCAUCACCCCCUGCUACAUCAAGACCACCACCCGGCAGCUCAGCUCGCCCAAUCACUCUCCGUCGCAGUCCCCCAACCAGAGCCCCAGGAUCAAGAGGCGGCUGGAGUCCUCCCUGAGCCGAAAGCCUACAUCGGCUCUCGUCUCCGCGGCCGCCCCGGCCAAGAAGCACCGGGCCGACGGCGGCCUCGGGGGCGGCCUCAGCCGCUCGGCCGACUGGACGGAGGAGCUGGGCGCCCGCGAGCCCAGGGUGGGAGGCUCUGCGGACCUGCUGGAGCGCCGGGCGGCCGCCGACGACGUCAGCCGGGUUUCCCCCGCGGUGGCCGGCAAGUCGGCUGGGGCGCAGGCGGCCGCGGAUGGCUUCCAGAACGUGUUCACAGGGCGAACUCUGCUGGAGAAGUUGUUCAGCCAGCAGGAGAACGCGCCUCCAGAAGAAGCAGAGAAGUUUUGCUCCCGGAUCAUUGCCAUGGGCCUUUUGCUUCCUUUUAGUGACUGCUUCAGGGAACCGUGUAAUCAGAAUGCCCAGUCAAGUUCAACUCCGUUUGAUCAAGAUCAACUUUACACCUGGGCUGCAGUUAGUCAACCUACACACUCACUGGAUUACGCAGAAGGGCAGUUUCCCAGGAGAACCCCAUCUGUUUGGCCUCCAUCUAAACCUCCCGAUGAAGACCACAGACCCAAGGAUGCUGAAACAGAAUCUCAACCUGCUGUUUUGGAACCUCCAGAAACAUGUUCAGAUGCUGCCCAGCAGGAUGUUUUUGACAUGAAGUCUGAGGGCCAGGCAACUGUGAUUCAGCAGCUGGAACAGACCAUUGAGGAUCUGAGGACCAAAAUUGCUGAACUAGAGAAGCAGUACCCUGCUGUGGACAUGGAGAUGGACGCAGGCCGUCACGGGGUUGGGAAUGGUGUGACGCCUGCAGAAGACGUCUGCCUCGAAGCUCUCAGGUUAAGAGAAAAGGAUGCACGGCAUCAAAGGAUUUUAGAGGCGAAAUCAAUACAGACGUCUCCGACAGGGGAGGGCGGGCUGCCAGCAGUCACUUCUGUGGGUACGCUGCCAGAAUGUCUUCCGAGCCCAGUGGGGGCUGAGAGUGCAGAGUCAGCCCUGCCAUCCUCAGCUUCAGGACCUCAGACAACAUUCUGCUCAGAGAUUUCCUUGAUUGUGUCUCCGAGGCUAAUAGCAGUGCAGCUCGACACACCUCAGUCCAUGCCGAGUGUAUCACAACCUCCAUCACCUCCAUCCCAUCCGUGGGCUGAUGCUCAAGGACAGCCGGGGUCACAGCCUUCCCAUCCAUCUCUUAGUACUGAGCUUGAAACCAGCCAUGAACACUCUGUCUUCUCGUCCUCUGAAGACAGCUGUAGCAUCCCACCUCCACCACCUCUGCCUUGCACAGAGCCCUCCAGCUCCAUGCCUGGCCUGGGCUUGGCUGUUCCCCCACCUCCCCCGCUCCCUGGCAUGGAAGUGUCCUCGCUGCCCAGUACAGCAAUCCCUACACAUCCUCUGCCGGGCACAGAAAUGCUGCCACCCUCUCCCCCACCUUUGCCUAGUGAGAGAAUACCUCCUUCUCCACCUCUGCCAGGUGUCCAGCUUGCACCUCCUGCCUUUCCCACACCUCUCAUUCCUCCCUUCCCGGGUAUAGGGAUACCUCCUCCCCCUCCUCUACCUGGUGUGGGCAUACCCCCUCCCCCUCCUCUGCCCGGUGUGGGCAUACCCUCUCCCCCUCCUCUGCCUGGGGUGAGCAUACCGCCUCCCCCUCCUCUGCCUGGUAUGGGCAUACCCCCUCCCCCACCUCUGCCUGGUAUGGGCAUACCCCCUGCCCCACCUCUGCCUGGUAUGGGCAUACCCCCUCCCCCACCUCUGCCUGGUGUGGGCAUACCCCCUCCCCCACCUCUGCCUGGUGUGGGCAUACCCCCUGCCCCACCUCUGCCUGGUGUGGGCAUACCCCCUGCCCCACCUCUGCCUGGUGUGGGUAUACCCCCUCCCCCUCCUCUCCCUGGUGUGGGCAUACCCCCUGCCCCACCUCUGCCUGGUGUGGGUGUACCCCCUCCCCCACCUCUCCCUGGUGUGGGUGUACCCCCUCCCCCUCCUCUCCCUGGUGUGGGCGUACCCCCUCCCCCUCCUCUCCCUGGUGUGGGCGUACCCCCUCCCCCACCUCUGCCUGGUGUGAGCGUACCCCCUCCCCCACCUCUCCCUGGUGUGGGCGUACCCCCUCCUCCUCCUCUCCCUGGUAUGGGCAUACCCCCUCCUCCUCCUCUUCCUGGUGUGGGCAUACCCCCUCCGCCACCUCUGCCUGGAGGUGGGAUUACCCCACCCCCACCACCUCCUCCUCCUCUGUCUGGUGCUGGGAUUCCCCCACCUCCUCCUUUACCUGGUGUGGGAAUUCCACCUGCUCCAGCUCCCCCUCUGCCUGGGACAGGAGUCCCUCCACCCCUAGCACCACCUCUGCCUCCUGGAUCAGGCCCUCCACUCCCACUGGAAGCAGGGAGCAGCACUUUACCAACACCCCAAGUGUGUGGAUUUCUUCCUCCUCCGUUGCCAGCUGGCUUAUUUGGAUUGGGGAUGAGUCAGGACAAAGGGAGUAGAAAGCAGCCAAUAGAGCCCUGUCGGCCCAUGAAGCCUCUUUACUGGACAAGAAUCCAACUGCAUAGUAAAAGAGACUCCAGUCCUUCACUUAUUUGGGAAAAAAUUGAAGAGCCAUCCAUAGAUUGUCAUGAAUUUGAGGAAUUAUUUUCUAAAACUGCUGUAAAGGAGAGAAAGAAACCUAUUUCUGACACCAUCACAAAGACCAAGGCUAAACAAGUUGUCAAGUUAUUAAGCAACAAAAGAUCGCAAGCAGUUGGAAUAUUAAUGUCUAGUCUUCAUUUAGAUAUGAAAGACAUACAGCAUGCUGUUGUGAACUUGGACAAUUCUGUGGUUGACCUGGAGACCCUUCAAGCUCUCUAUGAGAAUAGAGCGCAGUCAGACGAGCUGGAAAAGAUUGAAAAGCACGGCCGAUCAUCCAAAGACAAGGAAAACACCAAGUCUCUGGACAAACCUGAACAGUUCCUUUAUGAACUGUCACUAAUCCCCAACUUUUCAGAGCGAGUCUUUUGCAUCCUGUUCCAGUCAACAUUUUCAGAAAGCAUUUGCUCCAUUCGUCGCAAACUGGAAUUACUACAGAAAUUGUGUGAGACAUUAAAAAAUGGCCCAGGGGUUAUGCAGGUUCUGGGUUUGGUUCUUGCCUUUGGCAACUACAUGAACGGUGGAAAUAAGACGCGGGGACAGGCAGAUGGUUUUGGAUUAGACAUUCUUCCAAAGCUUAAAGAUGUCAAAAGCAGUGACAAUAGCAGAAGCCUUUUGUCAUAUAUUGUUUCAUAUUAUCUUCGAAAUUUUGAUGAGGAUGCUGGAAAAGAACAGUGUGUCUUUCCACUGCCAGAGCCCCAGGACCUUUUCCAGGCCUCACAGAUGAAGUUUGAAGAUUUUCAGAAAGAUCUCAGAAAAUUAAAGAAAGACUUAAAAGCCUGUGAGGUUGAAGCGGGCAAAGUGUACCAGGUAUCCUCACAAGAUCAUAUCCAGCCUUUCAAAGAAAACAUGGAACAAUUUAUAAUUCAAGCUAAAAUUGACCAAGAGUUAGAGGAGAAUUCACUGACAGAGACUCAUAAAUGCUUUUUGGAGACUACAGCCUAUUUCUUCAUGAAACCAAAGCUUGGCGAGAAGGAGGUGUCCCCAAAUGUUUUCUUCAGUAUCUGGCAUGAAUUCAGCUCUGAUUUUAAAGACUUUUGGAAGAAAGAGAACAAACUUAUUCUACAAGAGAGAGUAAAAGAAGCUGAAGAAGUGUGUAGGCAGAAAAAGGGAAAAUCGCUUUAUAAAAUAAAGCCAAGACAUGACUCUGGAAUUAAAGCAAAGAUAAGCAUGAAAACCUGAGCAAUGAAAACCAGUCAUUUAACCACUUCCACAAAAUUCAGCUGACCUGAGGGCGGAAAGGAAAUGACAUCGUUCAAUUCAUUCUUCUUCUUGACCUCUUGCAUAAUCUUUGCGUUUUCUAGACAGUUCACUGAUUGUUGAAUUUUACUGUACAUUCAUGUAAAAUGCAAAAGCAGUAGACCAGUGGAGAGUUUUGACAUUUUUUCUUUUUGUAAAAGUUUAUGGCAUUACACCGAUAGACCAAAACAGCAAGUGUAAGAGGCAGUAUCUGCAUUAAUUCUGAACAUGCUACACAGUAAACUAAAAUAUACUUCGGUGAGAAUAUUCCUUGUCACAGCAAAAUACUUUCCUUUCUACUGACAACCAGUACUCCACAUCACUGCAUUUAGACUUAGGAGUAAAAUGCUCUUUCUGGUGAAUUGUUUGUAUCGGUUUCAUGUCUACAUGUAAGUUUUCUAUUUUAAAAUUUAAGUACCAUUUCUAUAACAUAAUCAACACUUUCCCAACUCUUUGGUUGUUCCCCAUAACUAAAUAUUUUUGAAAUAAGAUUAUCAUAGUUUCUUUUACUCGAGUCUGAUAAUUAAUAGAAAAAAAGCAUAGCAGAAGGAAAACCCCUUUCUAGUAAAUUAUUUAAUACAGACAAGAAUCAGAGUUUCAAGUUUAAUGAGGUUGCUUAUCAGAAUAUGCCCCUUUCGACCCUAUAAAGAGCUGAUCUGCAGCAGAAGUAAAUUACAGGUGUGCCUUUCUGUAACUUUUACCAUUACCCUUCACAAAGAAAAUGUGUCCCAAUAUUUUGAAGGAAUUUAAAUAAAUUUAGGCUCAUAAAAUUUACAAACAUCACUUGUUGGCAAAAAAAAUUAUAAUAAUAAUAAAGUUUUUUGAUGAAUGGACAUAUAUAUAGAAUGUGUUAAUUAAAUAUAGCUGCCUGAGUAUUUUGAAGUGGUUGGGGUUGGACAGAGGGAGAACAGGAAAUGCCCUGGCUCUUUAUGUGUUAUGGCAGGUGACUAAAGCUGUGAAAUGAAGAUGUAAUGACUUACUAUCUGAAAGAACCUAGGAAAGGAUUUUAUUUUGUUUUACUUUAAACAAGAAAAAAAAAAAAACUCCCACUCUUUCUGAGAGUACUUUGACGCAUUGUGGUGGUUUUGUCACUCAUUAAUAGAUUUUUUAAAAUUCCUUUUAAUGAUAUUUGUUGGGAGUUAUGGUUGUGGAUAAAGGGAGAAAUUAUGGCUUUUGUGAACCAACUUUGGAAAGCAGCUUAAAAAGAAAAACAAUGUUCUGAGUCAUAACCAUGUUUAUAUUUAUGUAAAGUAUGGUCGCCUACAUUUUAGUUUGUUGUUUAAGUGCAAAGAAACAGUAGUGGGUUCUUUAGUUGUUUUGUAGUCUUCCUGUCCCCUUCAGUCCCUCCACUGUGUACAUUACCAUUCUUUGAUGAAAUAAUAGAGCAUUUAACAAAGAUCGCUAUGUGCAAUACUGUAUUUAGUGUUUCUAUUUCAAUUUUUCUAGAAUGUUAAUUUAUA
Messenger RNA from Loxodonta africana (African savanna elephant), 6681 nucleotides. RefSeq names its product formin 2 (gene FMN2). Bases 74 to 5164 code for a protein of 1696 amino acids. Gene Ontology annotation, cellular component: cytoplasm; endoplasmic reticulum membrane; nucleus. Gene Ontology annotation, biological process: intracellular transport; intracellular signal transduction. Lineage: Eukaryota; Metazoa; Chordata; Mammalia; Proboscidea; Elephantidae. The transcript is spliced from 18 exons. The record is from RefSeq and is a predicted model, not a curated record.